AUGACUAACGGAAAACCGGUUUGUCAGGCCAUCAAUGGUGCUGGAUCUAGCAUUGGUACCCAGGCAGUGGCCCGUUGUUGCAGUCUGAGCGGUCUGUCAUGCACUUACAAGUCAGCUGGACCUGCGGGUAUUGGUGUUGAUGACCAGUUAGUGAUCCCUUGUGCUUCUGACGGGCAUCCACUGGGUUGUGCUGCUACAUCUUGGCUGUCUACUUUUGAUGGAACAAUUUUCACGAAUACAUCUUGCAUAGCUCAGAAUGAUGAGCCUAGACCAACUGUCUACGGCAGUGCAGCGUGCUGUAAAGGUGGAAACAUCAAAUGCUCAACUCUGGUGUCAGCACCAAGUGGUCACAAUGUUGGGGACAAAGCGUCCAUUGCAUGUCCGAGUGGUCAAGUGAUGACUGGGUGCAACGUGUUCACAGAGAAUGCCAAAGCUGCUGGAGCUUAUAUCGAAGCUCAAAACGGUGCUGAUACUUGCAUUGCUGUUAACGGUUAUCCAAGAUUUGGACCCGAGAAGGGAGUUCAAGCCUACAUUACCUGCUGCCAUGUCUAG
Molecule: messenger RNA, 552 nt
Organism: Biomphalaria glabrata
Lineage: Eukaryota; Metazoa; Mollusca; Gastropoda; Planorbidae
Product: proprotein convertase subtilisin/kexin type 9-like
Exons: 5
Coding region: 1-552 (183 amino acids)
Source: RefSeq, a predicted model, not a curated record